This is a messenger RNA of Nannospalax galili (Upper Galilee mountains blind mole rat), 1227 nucleotides long. It is a transcript of the gene Fgf3, whose product is annotated as fibroblast growth factor 3. Gene Ontology annotation, cellular component: cytoplasm. The record is from RefSeq and is a predicted model, not a curated record. The coding region runs from base 1 to 981 and encodes 326 amino acids. Gene Ontology annotation, biological process: positive regulation of gene expression; animal organ morphogenesis; positive regulation of protein phosphorylation. Gene Ontology annotation, molecular function: fibroblast growth factor receptor binding; growth factor activity. Lineage: Eukaryota; Metazoa; Chordata; Mammalia; Rodentia; Spalacidae. The transcript is spliced from 4 exons.
AUGGCGCUCCAGCUGCUGCCCGGCACUGGGCACACUUCAUCGGCUGGGCCCCAGCAUCUGAGAGUCUGCCAGUGGACACGUCCAAGCCAGAGGGAUGGCCCAGGGGUGUCCGGGGGCAAGAAGGCAGUAGCGGCGGUCUGCACCGCCUGGCACUCCUCCGUGCGCUCCCAGCUCCGCGCCCUCCAUGCGCCCGGCGCUGGGUUGCAGCCUCCGCCGCCCGGAGGGCGCGAUGCGGCGAUGAACCUGCUCUGGCCGCCGCUGCUCUGGCCGCUGCUGCUCGGGCUUCUGGAGCCCGGUCGACCGACGACUGGUCCCGGGGCGCGUCUGCGGCGCGAUGCCGGCGGUCGCGGCGGGGUCUACGAGCACCUCGGCGGGGCGCCACGGCGCCGCAAGCUCUACUGCGCUACCAAGUACCACCUCCAGCUGCACCCGAGCGGCCGCGUAAACGGCAGCCUGGAGAACAGCGCCUACAGUAUCCUGGAGAUCACCGCGGUGGAAGUGGGCGUAGUGGCCAUUAAGGGUCUCUUCUCUGGCAGGUACCUGGCCAUGAACAAGAGGGGACGACUGUACGCUUCGGAGCACUACAACGCAGAGUGUGAGUUCCUGGAGCGCAUCCACGAGCUGGGUUACAACACAUACGCCUCCCGUCUGUACCGCACGGGGCCCAGCGGACCAGGGAUGCAGUGGCAACCCGGUGCCCAGAGACCUUGGUACGUGUCUGUCAACGGCAAGGGUCGGCCACGCCGAGGCUUCAAGACCCGGCGCACACAGAAGUCCUCGCUCUUCCUGCCACGAGUGCUGGGCCACAAGGACCACGAGAUGGUGCGGCUGCUGCAGAGCAGCCAGCCACGCGCCCCACGUGACAGCGCCCAGCCCCAGCGGCGACGCAAGAAACAGAGCCCGGAAGGCCACCGCACGGUGGCGCCCGCGUCCGCUCCUGCCACUCUGGGUACCCAGCUGGUGACAGGUGGACGGGCUUGAGUGGCCAGCAGCAUCCAGACCCCACUCUCCUCCAGUCCCCCAUCCUGGUCUCUGGACUGGCUGCAGUUUCAGGCCUGUGGAAUCCACGUGGCCUUUGUGGCCUUUGAAGUUCACGUGGCAGAUGCUCAGGGCUCAGUCAGGACCAUGGAACACCGGGAAGCUCAAGAUAUUGCCGGGUGGCAUCUGGGAGGGAGUGCUCAGAGCUGGGUGACCUGAGGUGCAGCCCAGCGAUGGUGGGGGUCGGAC